AUUUUAAUAAUCCGAAAAAAAACCUAGUUCAUGAUACUAUCAUGUUAAAGAGAUUAAACUGAAUUUCAUAGCAAGAUGUAUUAAAUUAUAAUUUUUUAUAAUUAUCAAAUCUACUUGUGUUAAUGUGAUAUAAACUAAUUUGGUACUUAGUAAUCUUAGUAAAUAAAGAUAAGAUUUUUAGUCGUAAUUAAAAUAAAGAAAAGGUCAAACCCAUUGUGAAACGAUAUUAAAAUUGAUAUAUACAAAUACAUGGUCAUUUUUACUUGGAAUUCAACAACUGGAUUGUAUUGUCUGGCUGUUAUUUAAUGUAGUAAUGUUUCUCCAAAAAUUGUCCAGAUGUUUAUUAAAAGGUUUAUCAAAUAAUAUCUCAAGGCCUUUCAGUUUACACAAACUUUCUGAAGAACAUUUAAUGCUACAGAAAACAUGCAGAGAUUUUGCAGAAGCAGAAUUGAAACCAAUUGCAGCCCAGUUAGACAGAGAGCACAAGUUUCCAGCAGAUCAGAUUCAAAAAAUGGGUGAAUUGGGUCUUCUUGCUAUUAAUGUGUCUGAAAAAUAUGGAGGUUCAGAACAAGAUUCCUUGGCGUUAGCAGUUGCUGUAGAAGAAAUAGCUAGAGCAUGUGGUGGUACUGGAACUAUUAUGUCUGUACAUAAUUGUUUAUAUGUUAAUUUACUUGACAGAUGUGGUACAGAGGAACAAAAGGAAACAUUUCUAAAGCCUUUUACCAGCGGAACAUUAGGUUGUUUCGCCCUUAGUGAACCAGACGCUGGAAGUGACGUGGGAGCUAUGUCAACUAUAGCAAGGCUAGAUGGAAACUCUUAUAUAUUAAAUGGUACAAAGUCAUGGGUUACAAGUGGAGCAGAAGGCAAAGCAGCCAUUGUAUUCGCUACCGUAGAUAAAACACUGAAACACAAAGGUAUUACAGGAUUUUUAGUACCUCUUCCAAGUCCAGGACUUUCACUUGGUAAAAAAGAAGACAAAAUGGGAAUUAGAAGUUCCUCAACGUGCAACUUAAUUCUGGAAGAUGUCAGAAUACCUAAAGAAAAUGUAUUAGGCACUAUUGGUGGUGGGUUUAAAAUGGCGAUGGAGCAAUUGGACAAAGCCAGAGUGGGAAUAGCAUCUCAAGCAUUGGGUAUAGCACAGGCUGCAUUGGAAAUUGCCGUGGAGUAUGCUUCUCAACGAAAAGCUUUUGGACAACCAAUCAAUCAGUUACAAGCUGUGAAGUUAAGAAUAGCUGAUAUGGCUGUUAAAUUAGAAGCAGCAAGAUUGCUGGUUUGGAGAGCAGCAGCAUGUUGUGAUGAACCACAAAGAACUACUAAGGAGUCUUCUAUGGCAAAGUUAGCUGCUAGUGAGGCUGCCACUUUUGUAUCGCAUAGUGCUAUUCAAAUUUUAGGGGGUAUGGGUUAUGUGACUGAUUUACCAGCGGAGCGAUAUUAUAGAGAUGCCAGGAUUACAGAAAUUUAUGCAGGAGUUAAUGACGUUCAAAGGAUAUUAAUUGGUGAUUUGAUUAUUAAAGAAUUACAACAUUAAAAUAUUUUUGAUAAUAUAUA
Anoplophora glabripennis (Asian longhorned beetle) is the source of this 1548-nucleotide messenger RNA. Its product is annotated as short-chain specific acyl-CoA dehydrogenase, mitochondrial. The record is from RefSeq and is a predicted model, not a curated record. Gene Ontology annotation, molecular function: flavin adenine dinucleotide binding. The coding region runs from base 314 to 1528 and encodes 404 amino acids. NCBI's taxonomy places the organism in Eukaryota, Metazoa, Arthropoda, Insecta, Coleoptera, Cerambycidae. Gene Ontology annotation, biological process: butyrate catabolic process; fatty acid beta-oxidation using acyl-CoA dehydrogenase. The transcript has 7 exons. Gene Ontology annotation, cellular component: mitochondrion.